AUGCCCAUUCAAUUCACCGUUUUCAAGGGUUCCAAAGACGGAACUAUCGUUGAGGCGAAGACUCAACGACCCGACCUCGCUCGCGAUGACGUCCUGGUGCGCGUCACCCAUUCUGGUGUCUGUGGCACCGACCUGCACUACCGGACUACUGAGAUGGCUCUCGGUCACGAGGGCACGGGUGUUGUCGAGGCGACUGGUCCUGAUGCCCACAUCCUCAAGGUGGGCGACCGUGUUGGCUGGGGAUAUGAGCACGAUUGCUGCGGCCAUUGCAAGUACUGCCUGACUGGCUGGGAGACCAUGUGCUCCGAGCGCAAGAUGUACGGUAUGGCAGAUCUUGACCAGGGAUCCUUCGCCUCGCACGCUGUCUGGCGUGAGAGCUUCUUGUUCAAGAUCCCCGAGGGUGUCACAAAUGAGGACGCUGGUCCCCUGAUGUGCGGUGGAUCCACUGUGUUCAACGCACUCCACGUUGCUGGCGUCAAGUCCACGGCUCGGGUGGGUAUUGUUGGCGUCGGCGGACUUGGUCACUUGGCGAUCCAAUUUGCCGCCAAGAUGGGUUGCCAAGUGGUCGUCUUCUCUGGCACCGACAGUAAGAAGGAGGAGGCCAUGAAGCUGGGGGCUCGCGAGUUCUAUGCCACCAAGGGUGUCAAGGAGUUGAAGCUGGAGAAACCCAUUGACAAUUUGAUUGUGACCACCAGUGCCCAGCCCGACUGGAACAUGUACAUCAACGUGAUGGCCCCCAACGGCGUGAUUUCUCCCAUCUCCGUGGACGAAGGUGACUUGAAGAUCCCCUAUAUGGGUCUGCUGUUGCACGGUCUCCGUGUCCAGGGAGGCAUUGUUUCCGCUCGUCAGGUGCAUCGUGAUAUGCUUGAUUUCGCUGCUACGCACCAGAUCAAACCUAUCAAAAUGACCUUCCCCAUGACUGUGGACGGGGUGCGAGAUAGCCUGAAGACCCUGGAGGAAGGCAAGAUGCGUUACCGCGGCGUUCUCGUCGCCGAAAAUCAGAACUAG
Messenger RNA from Penicillium oxalicum, 1008 nucleotides. Its product is annotated as NAD(P)-dependent alcohol dehydrogenase. Gene Ontology annotation, biological process: alcohol metabolic process. Bases 1 to 1008 code for a protein of 335 amino acids. The transcript has a single exon. Gene Ontology annotation, molecular function: zinc ion binding; alcohol dehydrogenase (NADP+) activity. The record is from RefSeq and is a predicted model, not a curated record. NCBI's taxonomy places the organism in Eukaryota, Fungi, Ascomycota, Eurotiomycetes, Eurotiales, Aspergillaceae.